GAUGAGCUAAACAGCGAUCAAAUAAACAAUUAUACAAAAAUAACAUUUUUACGUCAAUUUUUUACUAAUUUUAACUGUGAUAAAGAUUAAGAACAAAUAGUUUAGAUCUUCAUAUGAAAACUUAAGCAAUAUCUAUUUAUAGCAAUGCAUACAAAGUCGUUUAUUAUAUUAUUUUUAAUGUAUUCAAUGCAUGCUGAAGAGAUAUGGACUGGAAGAUGGUUCCCACAUAAUCCAAAUGACAUUCCAGAAGAGCCUGUUAAAAGUACCACAUCAUCAGAAAAGUGGACGGGAAAAUGGUUUCCAUCAAAUCCAAAUAGCUCGAAUGAUGAAAAUUCAAAAACUAGUUCAACUACAACGACAGCUAAAACAACAAGCUGGACUCAAAAAUGGUUUCCUUACAAACCAAAGGAAUCGAGUGAUAAAAACUCACAAAACUUAGAUGCAAGUUCCAAAAAGUCUGAUGAGAAACAAGUAAAAGAAAAUUGGUUCCGUUUGAAUCCAGAAAAUUCGCAAGACAAAGCAGCAAACAUUGCGUCAUAUCUGUCAUCAACACCUACAAGUUCCGAUAGCAAAGAAUGGAAAGGAAAUUGGUUCCCAGAAAAUCCAGUCAAAACUGAUUAUAAAGAAAGCACGUAUGAGCAUGAUAGAAUUAUGGGAAUUCCAAAUAGCGAUUGUGAUGAUGGAGAAGUAAAUCUUCACAGAGACUUUGAUCCAUCGAACACAGACCAUACAAAAAUGUACACGUGUCUCGAAACAUCAUCUUAUAAGCCGAAGACUAAUUUAGAGCCAAUCGAAACAAUAUAUGAAGUGCCAAAAUUUUAUACGCCUGUUCACAAAUGCAUGAACGAAACAAUAACUUAUGAUCAAGGCAUUCCGACACUAGGAAGCCACCGACCACUUUGGCCAACAUACGGAGAAUAUAAAUUUGCGCCACCACAAAGAUGGCUACAUUCUUUAGAACACGGUGCUAUAGUCAUGUUAUAUGAUCCAUGUGCUCUUAGUAGCGAAGUCGACAAACUUAGAAAUGUCGUUAAAUCUUGCCUCUAUCGUCACAUAAUUACGCCGUAUAAACUGUCGAGAGAUAGACCUUUGGCACUUGUCGCUUGGGCGACAUCACUAGAAAUGAGCGCUUAUGAUCAAACGACAGCAGUCGAGUUUAUAAAAAAGUACGCAAAAACGGGACCAGAGAAAACAUCGCGGCAAGGACAAUACAAAAAAAUGCUUAUAGAAGAAUCGAAGCUCGUAAGUGAUUCAGAUGAUUCUGAGAUCUGCGGUAAUAUAUCUUCUAUGAUGUAACGUAAAGAAGAAAGAGAUGAAAAUAAAAUAAUAAUCAUAAAAUAAAAAAAAAAAAAAGCAAAUAGCGGAGAUAUUUUCGUUAUAGCUAUUUUCUUUUUUCUAUAAAAAUUCAUUAGUAAAAAUAGGAAGAGAC
Molecule: messenger RNA, 1429 nt
Organism: Chironomus riparius
Lineage: Eukaryota; Metazoa; Arthropoda; Insecta; Diptera; Chironomidae
Source: the annotation of a GenBank genome assembly